Messenger RNA from Contarinia nasturtii (swede midge), 1919 nucleotides. RefSeq names its product solute carrier family 35 member B1-like. Gene Ontology annotation, molecular function: UDP-galactose transmembrane transporter activity; UDP-glucose transmembrane transporter activity. The coding region runs from base 442 to 1695 and encodes 417 amino acids. The record is from RefSeq and is a predicted model, not a curated record. The transcript has 4 exons. Lineage: Eukaryota; Metazoa; Arthropoda; Insecta; Diptera; Cecidomyiidae. Gene Ontology annotation, biological process: UDP-galactose transmembrane transport. Gene Ontology annotation, cellular component: Golgi membrane; endoplasmic reticulum membrane.
CACGUUUGAUUUGUGUGAAAGGCACCUACUGAGAGUCCUUAAAGGGAAUCAAAGUGUGGUGAAAAUGUGAAUUUGUCCAUCUGGUACUCUGGUGGUGAAUUUUGAAAUCCUUAAAUCCCGAGAGAAACAUUUGACAAAUGACAGAACGCCAAGAGAGAGAGAAAAAAAGUUUUCAAUUUAAAGUAAUAUGAAUAAAAAAAGCAACAACGCUAUCAUUGCUAUAAUUGCAACAGCUGAUUUGCAUUGAACUUCGAUGUUAAGCGCAUUCAUGCAUCUUACACAAACAACGACUGUGAACAUGAACAUAGUCAGAGAUAAGGCGGUACGGAGCAUGUGUGUUAGUUAAAAACACGAAGUGAAUCAGUUUAUUUUGUGCGGCGGUGAAAGAAAGACGCUGGUUUUAACAGAGCUGGCUAAAUCAACGAUAUUCAAACGGAAAAAAUGUCACAUUUAAGCUCAAAUGAGAAAGAAUCAGAAGCCAACUACACGGCUGUGGAGAUAAAUGGUCAACCUAAGCAGUCGUCCUCAAGCAGCAGCCCAAUCUAUGCCGUUGUAAAUACAUGUCAACGCCAAUGGAGAGAGAAUGGACUGAUCAAACUCAUUUCAAUCGCCGUGGGCAUAUUUCUAUCGUACUUUGUAGUGGGCAUUUUACAAGAAAAGAUUGUGCGAGUUCCUUACAUCGGCUCCGAUAAAAAAGAGGAAAAAUUCAAACACGUCACAACAUUGGUUGGAGUAAAUUUUAUAUUUUCUUUUAUUUUCAUGAAAGUAUUGGAUGUCUUAAAGCCAGAAGAGGAAAAGGACAAAACAAAGUUGUGGUAUUACGCACUUGCAUCAGCCGCAAAUACCUCAGCAAUGAUUUCAUCAUACUCUGCUUUGAGAUGGGUCACAUAUCCAAUGCAGGUGAUUUUCAAAUCGGCUAAGCCACUAUCGGUCAUGAUGUCUGGCUUGUUGAUCUGCAAACGAUACGCAAUUCAGCGGUAUUUCUUCGUUUUAAUCAUCGUAACCGGUGUGGUGUUCUUCAAAUAUUUCGAAGAAAAACCAGAAAAGAAAGCAAAAGAUGGUCAACCAAUUGCGAACGAAAAAACUACAAAAGAAGAAAGUGACAUCGACUAUCAAAUGCUUGGAACGGCUUUGCUACUUCUUUCGCUUUUUUUCGAUGGAUUAUUGGGAGCUGUUCAGGAUAAAGUGAGAGAAAAAUUUGCGCCAAGUUCACGAAAAUUUAUGCUGGGCAUGAGUGCAUUUGGCUCUUUGAUUACAUCUGUUGUGAUUAUUGUCACCGGUGAAAUUGUGCAUGUGUAUGAAUUUAUCGGUCGUCAUCCCGAUAUUUUGUGGCACAUUGCGGUGUAUGCGAUUUGCAGCGUUGUUGGUCAAUUAUUCAUUUUUGCGAUGGUGGCCAAUUUCGGUUCAUUGGCAUGUAGUGUUACAACAACCGUACGAAAGUUUUUCUCCGUACUAUUUUCAAUCAUAUUCUUUGGCAAUCCGUCAACACCAUUGCAGUGGGUCGGUGCAAUUUUCGUAUUUUCGGGACUAUUUGCAGAUGCUUUCUUCGGUAAAAAACAUUCAAAACCAUCGCAGCAACAAAAUGAGACGGAAUUGAUGGAACAUACAACUGACAAACUGAUGCCAAAUUCCGAAGAAAAACCAACGACAGCCAAAAACAAUUCCACACAACAAAAUGCACAGGAAAUAGUCUAAUUUAAUAUCUAGAUAAUAAUUGAUUGAGCGAGAAUGAGUGGGAGACUUCUCACUUCAAAGGAAUAUUUCAAACAAAUCUCAUGAGAAGUCACACAUUCAUUCUCGAGUAUUCAGUUUUCAGUAAAAACGUUAUAACGUUCCAUUUUAAAUGCCAAACAAUCAACAUUCAUAGUUUACAAAACUUUUUUUUUUACCAAAUGCAAUAUUAUUAUUAUUAUUAUUAU